Capsicum annuum is the source of this 933-nucleotide messenger RNA. Its product is annotated as probable LRR receptor-like serine/threonine-protein kinase At3g47570. The transcript has 2 exons. Gene Ontology annotation, molecular function: protein binding. The record is from RefSeq and is a predicted model, not a curated record. Bases 1 to 933 code for a protein of 310 amino acids. Lineage: Eukaryota; Viridiplantae; Streptophyta; Magnoliopsida; Solanales; Solanaceae.
AUGGACGCGUUUGAGCUGGUUGUGAACGCGCCCAAGGGAGUAUACCAUUUGGUAUCACCAAGCUUAGGGAACCUUCAAGAUCUAGUGGUUCUUGACUUAUCGUCAAACAACAUGGUAGUUUCUUUACUUCUAGAAAUUGGAAAUCUAAAGGCUACGACACUAAUAGAUCUGUCAAUGAAUCAAUUUUCAUAUAGAAUUCCAAGAGAAAAUGCAGGAUUGCAGAAUCUGGCACACCUUUCUUUGAUACACAACAAUUUGCAAGGAUCUAUACCUGACUCAAUGAGCAGCUUGGUAGGUUUGGAAUUCCUAGACCUUUCUCACAAUAGUAUAUCUGGUAUCAUUCCUAAGUCUUUGGAGAAACUUCAAAACUUGAAGUAUUUCAAUGUUUCUGUGAACAAAUUGUAUGGUGAAAUACCCUCGGGAGGUCCAUUCAAGAACCUCUCAAGUCAGGUUUUCAUCUACAAUGAAGCAUUGUGUGGUUCUUCAAGAUUUAGUGUCGCUCCAUGCCCCACUUCAUCAAAGAACAGAUCAACUAGGAAAAAAUUGUUAGUUCUUUUUCUUUUGCUGGGAAUGGCACUAGUAGUUGUUCCUAGCACCUUUAUUUUGUUCUGGAUAAUGUAUAGAAGAGGUAAAAGAGCUCCUCAACAAUCUGAUUCAUUGUCUGCCAUAACAAGAGAGAGAAUUUCAUAUUAUGAAUUGAUCCAAGCAACUGAUGUGCUUAGCGAGAGUAAUCUGAUUGGUUCUAGAAGUUCUGGCUCUGUUUACAAAGGUGUUCUUAGAAGUGAAACUGACAUUGCAGUUAAGUGUUCAACAUGCAACUGGAUGCUGCAUUCAAGAGUUUUGAUACGGAAUGUGAAGUGUUGUGCAGACUUCACCAUAGGAAUCUCUUUAAAGUCAUUACUAGUUGUUCCAAUCUUGAUUUCAAGGCUUUAG